This is a messenger RNA of Chironomus riparius, 4670 nucleotides long. Lineage: Eukaryota; Metazoa; Arthropoda; Insecta; Diptera; Chironomidae. The record is from the annotation of a GenBank genome assembly.
AGUCUGCAUUUAGAAUCGAAACGAUAAACACCUACAAUUUAGUACAGUCUCGUGUAGUUCCGUGGGUUUAUGGUAGAUGUUGUUUUGGAUAUAUAUAUAUAUAUAUACAUACUCUAAUAUACAACAUCAUUAUUCGUAUUAUUUUUGAUUGAAACCACAUCACACACAUCUCUCGUUAUUAUAGCUACAUGUAUAAAAGAGAAUAUCAUUGUGGAUUAAAUUACAAUUGGAUUAAAUUACACCCUAAUCAAGCAUAAACGAAGCGCAGCAUUAAAUGUGUUUUAAGAAUAAAAAAAAAGUAGCAAAGAAAAUAUGAUAAAAUUAAAGUGAAAAAAUUGAUAAAAUUAAUUUUUUUGAAGUUUGAAGAACUUAAUGGAAAAGUUGUUGUGUUUUGAUAUCACAUGUUGCCCGGUGGAAUAAAACAAAAUUGUUGAGACGAAGAUAAAUUUCUUAAUGCAUGUUUCUGAGGCAUCAAAAAUGUUUGUUUAAAAAAAACCCAAAAUUUAUUUUUUUUUCUGGUGUUUAAAAAAGAAGAAGGAGGAAAUUUGUGGUCAUUUAGAUAUACAAUCAUAAAUUAAUGUGUAUGGAUCAACAAAAGAAGUGAAAAGAAGUUCAUUUUUCAAAAGAAUAAAAAAAAAUUAUCAAAGUGAGAAUAUAAAGCCUCAAGAUAACAUAAAAUUAAUGAAGAGAAAUAGCAGGAAGAAGUUAAAGUUAAUGAUUUUUAGAUAUAUGCGUAUAUAUCCCGCAUAAAUGUCAAAUAACAUAAUAGAAGGACUCAGUGCAAUUAAAAUAAAUUGAGUUUUAACAGCCACUCACAUACCGAAGACCGCAAAUACAUAAAUCUAGUGAUAUACAAUCUAUAUUGUCCCCGGACGAAGGGAAACUUAAAAAAAGGGAGAAAAUCACAGAGGCAAAAAAUUGCUAAUAAAAAAAAGUGGGGGUCAGUAAUCACACUCAUCAGUACGGUUCGUGUCUGUGUGUGUAUUAACUGUGGAAGCUUAAUUCAGAAUUAAAUUUUUUCAAACAGUAAGGAUAAAAAAAAGGAAGCAAAAAUGGGCAAAUUAAGCCAGCAAGGAAGUAGUAAUAAUGAUAAGAGUAAAGGAAUACCUCAAUCGAUUGAUCAACCAACACAAACCUACAUGUCAACAACGACGACGACUACAAAAUACCAAAAUGAUGACCAAAAGAUGCCAUCAGCAAAUAAAAUGUGUAUAAAGUUUUUCAUAAAUCUCCUAAUUUAUGUCAUUUGUAUACUAUCACUAAGCAUAUCACUUUAUUUAAGUUAUCGUCAUCAAGAGCUAGAGCAUAAUGUAAAAAAUUUAAUAUAUCUAGAGAAUAAAGUGAUGCGAAUUGAAAGUGAUUUGGAUGAGUUGAUACAAAAGACAAAUCGUCUAUAUUCAACGACAUCCUCAUCGACAAUUAAUCAAAAUAUAGUAGAUGACGAUGAAUCGACUAUGCGACGUGAUUCGAUUAUCAUCGGAGAUAAUGUUGAAUUAGACGCAUCGAGUAAUGAAGAUUCGAUUAUUGUGAAUAAAUUGCCUGUACACGUAUUCAGUGAAAUUACACGCCUCAAACGCGAUGUAUCGAACUUGAAAAUGGCGCGACGUCAGCGACAGACGGCAGUACAACAGUCGCCGAAUGAAAAUUGUUUAUGUCCGCCAGGUCCUCCGGGUCUUCCGGGGAAACGAGGAAAGAGAGGGAAGAAAGGAGAUUCAGGUGACUCAGGCACACCCGGACCAAAAGGUCAGCAAGGAAAUCCAGGUCAUCAAGGUCCGAUUGGGUUAGAUGGACCAAAAGGAGAGCCGGGUAGACAAGGUGAUAAGGGUCAAAAAGGUGAUGGGUCAUCAAGUGCUGGUGUUGAUGUCUUUUCAACAGUGAAGCAGGGAUUAAAAAGAUCAGUGACAACACUAAGAGGCGGCUCAUUAGGUUAUGCAGAGAUAGUUGCAGUAAAGGGAGAGCCAGGAGAGCCUGGACCACCUGGACCAAUUGGACCUGCAGGAAUUCCUGGCCAUGAUGGUAGACCUGGAGUACAAGGUGAACAAGGAACGAAAGGAGAAGGAGGACCACCGGGACCUCCUGGAGAACCUGGUGAGGCUGGAGAAAAAGGGCCUAAAGGUGAUACAGGCGAAAAAGGUGAUAAGGGAGAUAGAGGAUAUACACAAACAAUCAGUAACGAUGGACAAUUUCCCACGGGUAUAAUCGAAGGUCCUCCUGGACCGCCAGGUCCCCCAGGACCCCCAGGACCAAAAGGAGAUGCCGGUCCACAAGGCGAGAAAGGUCCGAGAGGCAAACGUGGCAAAAAGAUUCCUGGAAAAGAUGAAGAGUACGAUGAUACAAUUGUGUUACGUGGCCCACCUGGCGAACCUGGUACCCCUGGAAAAGAUGGUAAAGAUGGAAAAGAUGCUCUUCCGGGUGUUAAAGGUGAUAAAGGUGAUAUUGGUGCUCCAGGAUCAUUAGGACCUAGGGGAUUAGAUGGAAUGCCAGGGGAACCAGGCAUAGAAGGUCCACCAGGUCAUCCAGGUAUGCAAGGCCCACCUGGCGAGAAAGGAGAAAGUGGCGAUAUUGGACCUCCUGGUUUAAUGGGACCGCCAGGAUUGCCAGGCCCACCAGGAUAUCCAGGAUCGAAAGGUGAUAAAGGCGAUAGAGGUGAUGCUAAGUACCGUAAAAUGAGAAGAAGACAAGACGAACAUGGAAUGUCAGAUGCACCAUACAUCAUUCCUGAUAUCCCAAUGGGUCCGCCAGGUCCACCAGGACCGCCGGGAACACAUGGACUACCAGGUCUUCAAGGUCCAAAAGGAAAUGAUGGAAAGAAAGGAGAUCGAGGAGUUAAAGGAGAUCAAGGACCAAUGGGUCUUCCGGGUCCGAUGGGAUUUAGAGGAGAGCCUGGUCCACAAGGGCCAAUUGGAAAGACCGGAUUCUUUGGUCCAGCUGGUUUGGACGGAAUGAAAGGGGCACAAGGAGAGACUGGAAUGAAAGGCGAACGAGGCGAUCCCGGCUUACCGGGAACUGAUGGCAUUCCCGGACAAGAAGGUCCACGUGGUGAAAAGGGUAGUAAAGGAGAAGCAGGACCAGCUGGAAAACGUGGACGUAAAGGAGAUCGAGGAGAGAAAGGCGAUCAAGGAGUUCCGGGAUUGGAUGCACCAUGCCCAUUGGGUUCUGAUGGUUUACCACUUCCAGGCUGCGGUUGGCGACCACCAAAAGUUAGUCAAAUAAAACUUUAUCAAAAUUCAUAAAAACCGCAUGCGAGCAUGAAAAAUGAGUCAAUAAUUUAUUUCAUAAAAAAAAAUUGCUGUAAAAAUUUAUUUUCCUCAUUUUAUUCAAUUUAUCUCUCUCACAACCAUCCACACAUCCAGUCAAGCAUGACUUACAAAAAUCAGAGAGAGAAAAACAUAUUAUGAAAGUUAAAAAUAAUCUUUCUAAUAUUUAAUUAAUGAUGUUCAAUAAAAACAAUCCAUAACAAACCCUUUGACAGGAACCAAUAAUACAUACUCCACAACAUAAAGACUAUUUACCGGAUAAGACAGUACCAGCGGAGAAUGAAAGUGAUUAUCACGAGGAAGAUGAAGCACCCGGCGGUCCAGAAGAUUACGAGGCAGAUUAUGAGGAAAAUGGAAUGCAAGACAGGAAGAAGAAGAAAUAAUAAUUUUAAAAGUUUUUUUUUACACGAAUGAAGUACAAUUUUUUCAUAUUUUGUAGCUUGACUUUUUACGAACUUCUCUCGUUUUGUUUUGGCCAAAAAAGGAUGAAAUUUCUCUAUAUAGCCACAAAGAUGGAAAAAAAAUUGAAUUUAUUACUAUAUAGACUUACUUUUGUAUUUCUCUCGGAUUUAUCUUCAAAGUUUUUUGACAUUUGCUGCAUUUUUUAAUGAACUGACUUUACGCUGCUUACAGAUUCAUGAGAUUUUUGAAAUUCACAGUGCCAGAUUAAUAGUAAAUUAGUCAUUUCCUUAAAACAUACGCCAAAAGUCAAUAAAACUAGAUUUAUUGCUCACAAAAUUUCAACUUACUUUUAUAGUUCCUAAAUAUCAUAAUGAAGUCUAUAAGUAAGAAAAUCAGCAGUCAUGAGACAGAUUUUUAAACCAAUAGUUUGUUAGACACUCAUAAAAAAUGGAAUUUCCUACCUUCCUGUCAUUCUACGCAUUCUUUCUCAAUCUCGCUCGCUUGCUCUUUUUCUCUGAACUCUUCCUUCUCUAUUCCUUUGUUUCGUAUUUUUUUUGACUAUCAUCACAUCUUAUUUUAUUGUUUUUGUUUUGUUCAUCAACUCCAACUUCCACUAGACUUUUAGUUUCAUCUUCUUACUUUACGACCAGACAUUUAAGACAAUUUUUUUCCACGACUCGUAAAUAAUACAUUCAGAAGACUGUCAUCGGGAAGAAAAAAUAACAUAGCACAUGAAUAUGAAUAUAAAGUUACCAUGAAAUAAAAACACAACACAUCACAACGACGACAAUUGACACAGAACUAUGAGACAUAGAAUUUAUUGAGACAUAAGAAAAUCUUUACCGCAAAUUCAAAUUCUCUUAGCUCUUAAACUUUUCAUCUCUAAUUAAUUUUUAUCCUCUUCUCAGCUAAUUUCCCUUUGGAAAAAUUUUGUCGGAUUUUUUUUUGUGUGUCUUAUUUCGUUGUUUUUGGCUAAAGUUAAAUAAAGUCAAUUAAAAACUGAUAAAUUUU